UUCCCAAUCAUCCCCUACGACUCUUGUCUUCGGACUCCAUUUUGCCCAAGAUGCCUCCCCGGAAGCAGUGGAUCGACAAGAAAAACGCAACCACCUACCAACUCUUCCACCGCUCCCAACAUGACCCGCUCAUCCACGACCCCAGCGCUGACGACCGCGUGCUGGCCCCGGUAUCCGGCCCGGCCCCCAGCAGCAGCAGCACGUCCGACGCCCACCGGGGCCAGGAUCUCGCCACGCUAAGCCGGCAAUUCGGAACCGGCGCGGUCCGCAAGAACGAAGGCGAGGCAGCCAACUACGGCAUCUUCUACGACGACACCAAAUAUGACUACAUGCAGCAUCUGCGGGAGCUGGGCACAGGCGCGGGCGACGCGCACUUCGUCGAGGCCAAGAACCCGGCCGCCGGCGCCGGGAACAAGGGGAAGAUGAAGCUGGAGGAUGCGCUGCGGCAGGUGUCGCUGGACGAUGAGCAGCGGAGUGAGUUUGGCGGCAGCUACGCGCCCAGCGAGAUGCACUCGACCGCGUCGACGUAUUCGCGGAAGCCCACCUACCAGGAUCAGCAGAACGUGCCGGACGCGAUCGCGGGCUUCCAGCCUAACAUGGACCCGCGGCUGCGCGAGGUGCUGGAAGCGCUGGAGGACGAGGAGUAUGUCGAUGAGGACGAUAAUGAGGAUGUCUUCGGGCAGUUGACUACCCGCGCUGAGGAGAUUGAUCAGGGCGAUUGGGAGGAUACGCUGUAUGAUGAAUUCGACGAGGAGGAUGAGGGGUGGGAGUCUGAUGCGACGGAGAAGGCGCCCGUGCAGACGGAUACGACGGCCGCGAAGGCGCAGUACGAGAAGAGGGCUGGUGCCGAUGAUGCCGAGAUGCCCGAACAUGAUGCCCCCGCGCCGGACAUGCAUCCCGAGGACCAGGGCUGGAUGCGCGAGUUCGCCAAGUUCAAGAAGGAUGCGAAGUCGGGCGCCAAGCCCCCGGUCCCGGCCGCGGCUCCCAGUGUGGUGCCCUCUGAGCAGCAGAGUACGCUGGCGUCGACGGUGUUCACCGUGGGCGGCACGCCGAUUCGCCGCAAGAAGCGCAAGGGCGCGUUGACGAACCCUUCGGCCUACUCGAUGACUUCGUCCGCCUUGGCGCGCACGGAGGGCCAUCGGUUGCUGGACGAUCGCUUUGACCGCGUCGAGCAGCUGUACGCUCUGGACGAGGAGGACGAGUUCGACGACAGCAUGUCCAUGGUCAGUGGUAUGACGGGCAUGACUGCCAUGACAGGCAUGUCGGCCAUUUCCGAGGCCCCCAGUCUGGUCGAUGCCAAUGGCCAGACCGUCAACCCCCGCCACAACUUCACCUCCGUCAUGGACGACUUCCUGGCUGGCUGGGACGACAACACCGGUGCCCAGGCGAAGCGCAAGGGCGUCAAGUACAAGCGUGGUAAGCACGGCAACGAGGCGAUCGGUAUCCAGAUGCUGGACGAGGUGCGCCAGGGUCUGGGCCCAGCGCGGGUCGGUGGUAGCUCUGGACGAGUCUCUGGACGGGCAUGAGGUGGGAUCAGAGGGUGAUUCUUUACUGCUUCUGCUUCUGCUGUGUGUGUGCAUGCUUUCAACGAUUGCGACGAUACCUUUACUCAUGGCAUGUUCUGGCUGGAAAAAAAGAUUUGUGGGCUUUUCUAAUAGGCGUCUCGGUGUGAUUGUUAUUCUGCCCCAUCUUCCAUAGUAGAUAGAGUCUGUUUCGAUUUCCAAAAGUCUCAAAUCGGUCGCUUCUUCAAAUUUCAUAUCCCGAAUAUGGCUGGAUGCCUAGACAUCCUCCGCAUAUUCAUUCAUGC
Molecule: messenger RNA, 1807 nt
Organism: Aspergillus homomorphus CBS 101889
Lineage: Eukaryota; Fungi; Ascomycota; Eurotiomycetes; Eurotiales; Aspergillaceae
Product: ribosome biogenesis protein LTV1
Exons: 2
Coding region: 51-1526 (491 amino acids)
Biological process (GO): ribosomal small subunit export from nucleus; ribosomal small subunit biogenesis
Cellular component (GO): cytosol; nucleus; preribosome, small subunit precursor
Source: RefSeq, a predicted model, not a curated record